AUGGCAUCUCGCGAAGAAUUGACGGGAAUUUCGGUUUUCUUUUUCUUAUUCGUAAUUGUUGGCUGUUUUACGAACCUAAUUGCUAUCAUCACGUUUAUAAAAUAUCGCAAAACGAUGCUUCAGCAAUCAAAAGAUCUGCUCUUGUUCAGCAUUGCCUUGGGAGACUUAACACAGUCAAUUUUCGCCGUCCCUCUUAGUCUGACCUCAGUUAUUGCCGGCAGAUGGCUUUGGGGUGAUGAAGGCUGCUAUAUUUAUGCCUUCGUUACAAGUUGGACUGGCUUAUCCAACAUUGCUCAUUUUUCAAUUGUGGCAGUCGAGAGAUUAACUACUUUAAAAAGCCCAACAGUAUUCCUCAUUUCAAAAAAACGUAUCAUUAAAUGGAUAGUUUUUAUCUGGUUCGUGACUUUCAUCGUUGCUUCUCUUCCAUUAUUUGGUUGGUCAAGCUACACCUAUGAAGGCUAUGGUUUACAUUGUUCCAUAUUUUGGGAGUCAAAGACAACUGGUAACCUCACCUAUUGUUUGUUUCUACUUGUUGUCUUCUUUGUCGUACCGGUCGGAAGCAUUAUCUUCUCGAAUGCAAAACUUUAUGUAACAGUGAAUAUUAUGUACAAGAAUGCAAACAGUAUGUGGGGUGCAAACGCUCCUGCCACUAAACAAAGUUACUUUGCUCAAGUUAAAGUCGCACAACAAUUCACUGCCAUGACUUUGGCGUUCUUAGCUGUUUGGUCCCCAUAUGCAGCGUUAUCUUUUGCACGGGUUGUUCUGAAUACGAAUUUGUCAUCAAAGGUUCGUGAAUACCCGUCAAUGUUUGCCAAAACUGGUGUGCUUUGGAAUCCAACAAUCUAUUUUUACUUAUAUCGAAAGUUAAGAAAAAGAGCAAUAGACAUGUUGAAAUGCCGGUCUUUGAACAGUGUGCAAGAAGUUCCACGCGAUAGGGCCAUUGCAAUGGAGGAUGCUACAAUUCAAUAA
This is a messenger RNA of Xenia sp. Carnegie-2017, 969 nucleotides long. RefSeq names its product parapinopsin-like. The record is from RefSeq and is a predicted model, not a curated record. Gene Ontology annotation, molecular function: G protein-coupled receptor activity. The transcript has a single exon. Gene Ontology annotation, biological process: G protein-coupled receptor signaling pathway. NCBI's taxonomy places the organism in Eukaryota, Metazoa, Cnidaria, Anthozoa, Malacalcyonacea, Xeniidae. Gene Ontology annotation, cellular component: membrane. The coding region runs from base 1 to 969 and encodes 322 amino acids.